CACAGUAUCUCAACUCAGCCUUACAAGCAUCAACAACACUCAGCGGAUAGACAAUAGUCAUAGACAACAGUCAUCCAACUCACCAAACCUCGACAAGCCUCGCUCAAUCGACAUCCUUAGCCCAACAAGUCCCAAGACUUCAGAUCAACACUCAAAAUGCCUUCCGCAACACCAGUCCGCACCAUGAUCCGCUCGUGGGCCCGCCAAAUGACUGAGCCUCACCCCUUCGCUCGCAACCCCGUCACCGCCAAACCCUACCCAGCACAAUACGGCGUCAUGUUCCGCAAGGUCGGGCGGACAGGUGCUGUCUUCUUCCCCAUGUACGCCGUAGUACUCGGGUGGCCGCUCGCUGCCAAGUGGGCCUACAACGGCAUCAUGUGACUUUCCCUCGCGGAGGGAGAGCAGAGCAAGCCUGUCGAGCACAAGCAGGAGCGUGUGAGGAACCUCGAUGCUGCGGAGGUUAAGGAGCUUAUCUUGAAUAUGCGGUGGGACGACUAGAAUCUUGGUAUUCUGUCCCCAAGUUUAGCUUUGCAUUGCAUUGCAUUGCAUACAUGGAGUUAGGAGGCAAUUUGGAGUUUCGAAAGUAGAUACCAGACAAUGUAUUUUUUUGAGUUCAACAGUUUCACACCUUCAUAUGUUUUUGUGAUAACUGCAAUACGUUGAUAAGGGGAGGUAGAUCCGAUCACGCAGUACUCGGGUUGAAAACAUUGAGUUGCCGGCGUUCGAUGUCUGUUCUUGUAUGCUCCAUGCCUUUCGAUGCAUCAGCAUGACCAGUCGCCGGCGGCAUGCUUUUAGGGAUCAGUGCAAAAAGAUGGUAGGAUUAU
This is a messenger RNA of Boeremia exigua, 824 nucleotides long. RefSeq lists its product as uncharacterized. NCBI's taxonomy places the organism in Eukaryota, Fungi, Ascomycota, Dothideomycetes, Pleosporales, Didymellaceae. The record is from RefSeq and is a predicted model, not a curated record. The coding region runs from base 157 to 381 and encodes 74 amino acids. The transcript has 2 exons.